Messenger RNA from Plasmodium knowlesi strain H, 2769 nucleotides. Its product is annotated as conserved Plasmodium protein, unknown function. Bases 1 to 2769 code for a protein of 922 amino acids. NCBI's taxonomy places the organism in Eukaryota, Apicomplexa, Aconoidasida, Haemosporida, Plasmodiidae. The transcript has 2 exons. Gene Ontology annotation, molecular function: sterol binding; sterol transfer activity. Gene Ontology annotation, cellular component: endoplasmic reticulum membrane; plasma membrane; endoplasmic reticulum-plasma membrane contact site. Gene Ontology annotation, biological process: intracellular sterol transport. The record is from RefSeq and is a predicted model, not a curated record.
AUGCGGAAGGAUCCUUCCGAAGGGGAGCCACCGGAUGGGCGCAGCCUCACCGACUCCAGAGAGGGAUCGUCAACAGGGCAAACAACUGACCAACUGCCUGUCGGAUCUGCUAACGAAGGGUCUGACCCCCAACUCGACGUGCUCAUCGAAAGAGGGUGCCUCCUCCCAGGCGAAUCACAGGAAAAGAUUAGUUGUCUAGGCAAUGUGGGUGGCCAAAUCUGCCUUGGCGACUGCUUAAAGGAAGGAUGUUUCUCUGGUAAUGUUAUUAAUGAGAACCUAUCGCCUGCAGUAGUGUGCGCAGAAGAGAAGGACUUGCGAGCCUUUAUGCGGUUCGCUACUUUCGGGGAUGACGUCGGUCGUUCAGAAGAAGGGGGAGCAGAGGUAGGGCAAGGAAUGGGGAAAAUGGAAGAAGUAGGCGUAGUAAUGGUGGCCGAAGAAAAGAUGGGAGAAGACACUGUCGCACCGCCACGAGAUGAUGACGAUGCUGAUGCCGAGAUCGGUGUCGAACGCACUCUCCCCAUAGAAGACCAGAGUACCAAAUCGUACGACGGAUGCAGCGAGUUCUCACUUGAUGACGUAAGCGAGGGCGUGUUGGACUACAUUAAAAAAACGUAUGACAGAAGGAGUAGGUUGAAGCUUAGAGGGAGAAGGAAGGGCAGCAAGGGCGCAGAAGAAAAAGGCGCAGAAAAAAAAGGCGCAGAAGAAAAAGGCGCAGAAGAAAAAGGCGCAGAAGAAAAAGGCGCAGAGGAAAAGGGCGCAGAAGAAAAAGGCGCAGAGGAAAAGGGCGCAGAAGAAAAGGGCGCAGAAGAAAAGGGCGCAGAAGAAAAGGGCGCAGAAGAAAAGGGCGCAGAAGAAAAGGGCGCGAUAGAUAAGUACAACGUGGGGGAGGGUGGCUCUAACGAAGAGGUCGCCAACCAUGAUGUUGCUAACGAAGGUGAUAAAAAACAAGACCCCCCUGACGGGGAAGAUGCCAACCAGGAGGCUACAAACCAAGGGGUCACCGAUCCGAACCCCCUUUUUCCCGAAGAAAACUACACGCACAUGGUGUCCGACAAAAACGAAUUAGAUGUAAUUAUCCGCAGUUCCAUCAAAACAUACAACUGCGCCCUCAUGAAGAAAAUCCUCCUGCAGGGAAAAAUACUUAUGACCCACGACUGUGUGUACUUCAUGUCCUUGUUCGACUCACUCUUCUCAAAUGUCUCCAUCGUUCGCAUUCCUUACGAAUCCAUAGAAACCGUAAAGAAGAUGAGUGUCUUUAACUUAAUCCCCAAUGGACUGAAAAUUGUGGUGAAGAACAGGUCCUUCGUUUUCACGUCCUUCGUACACAGGGAUCAUGCGUACGACUUUAUCGUGGACAUGGUGCGCGAUAACAGGUUGGCCAGUGAGAUUCCCAAGAAGGGCGUCGUUCUGUACGAUGCGGGAGAGGAAAGUGACGAUGAAGAUGAUGAGGAUGACGACGAGAACGACGACGAGAAUGACGACGAGAAUGACGGUGAUGAUGGUAAGGUUUAUGAUGGUGACGACGCGACGGAAGAGCCAAGCUCAGGGGAAGGACCCAUCGGGAAAGUAGAACAAAAUCAAAAGAAAAAGAAGAAACGCCCUCAUCUCCCAAGCGAAGCGAAGAUUUCGAAGAAGCAACAUGACGAGUCCUUCCUUUACACUAUCACCCCCACUCAGUACGACCUACUAAUGAACGACCAUCCCGAACUAGCGAAAGGGCGAACAGACGAAGAGAAAGAAAAACAUAUAGUCAUACAAACGAGAAGCGAGAUUGUACAACCGAAUAUUGCACACAAGGAGGAUGAACUGUUGAAGGAAAACAACUUUAUCAAAUGCAACUAUCACACUGAUAGUCUAUACAUAAAUGAAGAUUUUAAAAAAAUAUUCUUCGACAUCUUUUCCCAAUUCGAUGAUAAGAACCCGUUUGUGAAAAGUGUUCGGGACAAAAACCCGAGCAAUUUAAGUUAUGAGCACUUGAGCAAUUUAAAUGGAGAGUUACAGAGCAAAGGAUACCUUUCGUACGAAUCCGUUUACAAUAUAUCCCUGUUUGAUGAUGAAAAGAGAGUGUUUGGAAUACCUGCACGGUCCGACGUGAACGAACAUUUAUCUUUUUUUUUCCUCCAGAAUGUCAUUGUCAUACAAAAGUGCGUUGUUCUUCUGUGCAAUGUGCCGCUAGCAGGGUGCUUCCGCACAAUCAUUCAGCUCAUUCUCCACAAUGUGACCCUGGAGGAGGAAACUGACAACACUGGGAUAACCUCCUAUACACACAUCGACUUUGCGUACGACAUUGAAUUUGUAAAACACACUUUUUUUAAGUACCAAAUAAAAAACAACGCCAUACCUGAGCUGGAAAUCUCCGUCAACAAUCUGAAGAGGUACACACAGGAAGCGAUUGAACAUAGGUAUAAGCAGGGCGGUGCAACAAGUGGAGGUAAUCACACGAACACUGACCAUUACACCUUUGUAAAGGACUACGUUGAUAUAAUGACCAUCGGUGAAGAGAAAACAUUCCAAAAGGCUAACAGUACGGGGCCCGAGGAAACGGCUCUUCAGUAUAAUGAUCGCGCUUCUUCGGAAGAGGCAUUGCACACUGCGGCAUGGUCCAAUGUGAAGAGGUACUUCAAGGAAGAGUUUAAUCCUCUAUCGCACAGUGUGCGCCACAGACUGGUCGUUCGGAGCUUCCUGGUGUUCAUUCUUGCAAUAGUGAUGUACAAAAUAAUUGAACUAAUUACCCAGACGGAAAAAAUGACUCAUUCUAAAUUGGGAUAG